Molecule: messenger RNA, 1872 nt
Organism: Erinaceus europaeus (western European hedgehog)
Lineage: Eukaryota; Metazoa; Chordata; Mammalia; Eulipotyphla; Erinaceidae
Gene: RGS6
Product: regulator of G protein signaling 6
Exons: 18
Coding region: 25-1680 (551 amino acids)
Biological process (GO): regulation of G protein-coupled receptor signaling pathway; G protein-coupled receptor signaling pathway; intracellular signal transduction
Molecular function (GO): GTPase activator activity
Source: RefSeq, a predicted model, not a curated record
GCAGUGUGAGCGAAGACACUCAGGAUGGCUCAGGGACCUGGGGAUCAGAAAGCAGUGGGGAUUGCUGACCCAGAGGACAGUUCUCCAAAUAUGAUAGUCUACCACAAAAUUGAAGACAUCAUUACAAAGAUGCAAGAUGACAAGACGGGAGGUGUGCCUAUCAGGACAGUCAAGAGUUUUCUCUCCAAAAUCCCCAGUGUGGUCACAGGUACUGACGUGGUGCAGUGGUUCAUGAGGAACCUGUCCAUUGAGGACCCAGUUGAAGCAAUACACCUAGGGAGCCUCAUAGCUGCCCAGGGCUACAUCUUCCCGAUCUCAGACCAUGUUCUCACCAUGAAGGAUGACGGCACCUUUUAUCGCUUCCAGGCUCCAUACUUCUGGCCUUCGAACUGCUGGGAGCCUGAAAACACUGACUAUGCCAUCUAUCUCUGUAAAAGGACGAUGCAGAAUAAAGCAAGACUGGAACUGGCAGACUACGAAGCGGAAAACUUAGCAAGACUCCAGAGGGCCUUUGCCAGGAAGUGGGAAUUCAUCUUCAUGCAAGCAGAAGCACAAGUCAAAAUCGACCGGAAAAAGGAUAAAACCGAAAGGAAAAUCCUGGAUAGUCAAGAGCGAGCGUUUUGGGAUGUCCACAGGCCAGUGCCAGGCUGUGUGAAUACAACAGAAAUGGACAUCAGAAAAUGCCGACGUUUGAAGAAUCCACAGAAGGUUAAAAAGUCUGUGUAUGGAGUGACUGAGGAGUCCCAGUCACAAAGCCCCGUGCACAUACCCAGUCAGCCCGUCAGGAAAACUACAAAAGAGGACAUCCGGAAACAGAUAACAUUUUUGAAUGCACAAAUUGACAGACACUGUUUAAAAAUGUCCAAAGUGGCUGAAAGUUUAAUCGCUUACACGGAGCAGUAUGUGGAAUAUGAUCCUUUGAUCACACCAGCUGAGCCAUCCAACCCCUGGAUCAGUGACGACAUUGCUUUGUGGGACAUAGAGAUGAGCAAAGAGCCCAGCCAGCAGCGAGUAAAGCGAUGGGGCUUCUCCUUUGAUGAGAUACUCAAGGACCAGGUGGGGCGGGACCAGUUUCUACGAUUCCUGGAGUCCGAAUUCAGCUCAGAAAACCUCAGGUUCUGGUUGGCUGUCCAAGAUCUCAAGAAACAACCCCUCCAGGAUGUUGCCAAGAGAGUGGAAGAAAUCUGGCAAGAGUUCCUGGCCCCAGGGGCUCCCAGUGCAAUCAACCUGGACUCUCACAGCUACGAGAUCACCAGUCAGAACAUCAAAGACGGAGGGAGAUACACGUUCGAAGACGCCCAGGAGCACAUCUACAAGCUGAUGAAGAGUGACAGCUAUGCCCGCUUCCUGCGAUCCAAUGCUUACCAGGACUUGCUGCUGGCCAAGAAGAAGCCAGAAAGUGAGCAAGGUCGUAGAACUUCCUUAGAAAAGUUCACUCGAAGUGUGUGCUGCUGGCGCAGAGUCAGAAUGGCUGCUGCAUUUCACCCCCGAGGCGGCUUCCUUCCAGCAGUGGGGAAAGUCGCUGGCGGGCAAGCGCCUCACCGGCCUGAUGCAGUCCUCCUGACAGUCCCCAGCGCAGGGCCCGGGCCCCAGGACCUCACUGGCAGGCGGCGGCGUUCCACUUCCGCGGACAGAGUUUCCCUGCGGGGAGAUCUGGUUACUGUGAAAGAGAAGGAAUGAGGGGCCUCGGUGGGGAGACAUGGUGGAUGAGCAGGGAGACCGUGAAGGAGAAAGUCCACAGAGCCUGGAGUCGGCCCGACAGAGGCCCCUGUUUACAGCCCUCUUCCAUGCACAGUCCUGCUCCAGCACCCCGUCCUCGUCCUCUGGUCCUCUGAGAGGCCCUUGUUCCUGACUCGCCUGGUGGAGAAGGCC